Molecule: messenger RNA, 1361 nt
Organism: Cynara cardunculus var. scolymus (artichoke)
Lineage: Eukaryota; Viridiplantae; Streptophyta; Magnoliopsida; Asterales; Asteraceae
Product: pyridoxal reductase, chloroplastic
Exons: 9
Coding region: 65-1162 (365 amino acids)
Cellular component (GO): cytoplasm
Source: RefSeq, a predicted model, not a curated record
CAUUUUUAUUUUCCAUUUUUUGAGUCUUCUGCCCCCCAAUCCAAACAAACGGUGGUAAACUCCGAUGGUGCUGGCCGCCGUAUCAAUGUCAACCACAACACCGUCUGCGCUGUUUACCCCUGCGGUUCUUUCCCCUAUCAAGAUUCUCAAAAUCCCUCGCGUUCUCUGGCCAUGGCAGAAGGUGAAACUGGGGCCAAUGACUGUAUCUCCUAUGGGUUUUGGAACCUGGGCAUGGGGCAAUCAGCUACUUUGGGGAUAUCAAGAAUCUAUGGAUACUGAGCUUCAACAGAUUUUUAACCUAGCUAUUGAUAAUGGUAUUAACCUCUUUGAUACCGCCGAUUCUUAUGGGACUGGUAAAUUAAAUGGCCAGAGCGAGAAGCUUCUUGGAAGGUUCAUUGGUGCAUUUGAAGGACAGGCAAAAAUUCGUGACAACGUUGUCAUAGCCACAAAGUUUGCUGCAUAUCCAUGGCGCCUCACCCCCAACCAAUUUGUGAACGCGUGCAGGUCUUCUUUGGAUAGGUUGCAAAUUGAGCAGAUUGGAAUAGCACAACUACAUUGGUCCACUGCAAAUUAUGCUCCUCUUCAAGAGCGAGCUCUUUGGGAUGGUUUAGUGGCAAUGUAUGAGAAGGGUUUGGUUCGGGCAGUUGGGGUGAGCAACUAUGGACCAAAGCAGCUAAUUAAGAUACAUGAUUACCUCAAGGCACGUGGAGUUCCCUUAUCUUCAGCUCAGGUGCAAUUUUCAUUGUUGAGCAUGGGUGAGGAUCAAAUGGAGAUUAAGAAUGUAUGUGAUUCACUGGGAAUCCGCGUGAUAUCUUACAGUCCAUUAGGCCUUGGCAUGCUUACCGGCAAGUACACAUCUUCUAAUCUUCCACGGGGACCAAGGAGUUUGCUGUUCAGACAAAUUAUUCCAGGGCUGGAGCCGUUGUUAAUCUCAUUAAAAGAAAUAUCAUUAAAAAGGGGAAAAAGCAUACCUCAGGUUGCAAUAAACUGGUGCAUCUGCAAAGGCACGAUUCCAAUACCAGGAGUUAAGUCUGUUAAACAAGCUGAGGAGAAUCUGGGAGCUCUAGGUUGGAAGCUGAGGGGGAAUGAGUUGGAUGAAUUGGAAUAUGGUGCGAGCCAAUCUUCUGGCAAGAUGAUCCAAAACGUCUUCCAGACAAGAUAAGUUUGAGGAAAAGCUCGGUCCGCCUGACAAAUGUACGUAGAUAUAGGGAUACUGAAUGCCUCUCCUAGUACAAGUUGUGUAAAAGAAGAACAUGUGACAUAAAACGAUUGGUUGGUUGGUUGGUUCAAGUGUGUUUGGGAUGCUCCUAUCUCUGUUGUUUUAAUAUGGUAUUGAUUCAACAAAAAAGGAUCCUCAAUCC